GAAAAGCCCGCAAUGGGCUACAUAUAUGAGGGCAUGGAUAGGGCGAAAGAGGGCAUCAAAUCUAUCUAUGCAGGAGAUGAGAGCAAGUAUGGUCCCAUUUGGCAGAUCAUUGAUAAGAGAUGGCAUCAUCAGCUUCAUAGGCCCAUCCAUGCAGCAGCCUAUUAUUUGAAUCCGGCAUUCCAUUUUAGCCCUACUUUCAGGGCUGAUGCGGAGGUCCUUGAUGGGCUAUACUCAGUCAUGGAGAAGAUGGCACCUGUUGGUUGUACUCAGACAGAUCUUAUGCGAGAGCUACAGUUGUUCUCAAAUGCACAAGGGGAGACCUUUUCUCGUCCUAUCGCCAAAGAAAGUAGGACAACUAUGAUGCCAGAUAAUUGGUGGAGCUUUUUUGGCCCAACGACACCAAAUCUUCAGAAGUUGGCCAUUCGCAUCUUGAGCCAACCAUGCAGUGCAUCUGGUUGUGAGCGCAAUUGGAGUAUGUUUGAGCACAUACACUCCAAGAGGCGCAAUAGAUUAUCCGUGGAGAAGAUGAAUGAUCUUAUCUUUGUUCACUACAACCUCCGCCUGAGAAUGAGAAAGAAUGCAUUAGCUGACAUCUCUCCUAUCAUUCUAGAUGAGGUUGAUCUUGAGGCAGAGUGGGCCAUUGAGACAGAUCCUGUGGCUGUCUUUAGUGAUGAUGACACUGAUUGGAUCGACCAGGUAGAUAUAGAGGCUGAGGCUGUAGCCAUGGCAGAGGAGGAGCAGAGAGCACGAGCAGAGAGAGGAGAUGCAGAGGCAGAUGGUGAUAGUGACACAGAUGUUCCUGAUGUUGGUGAGCAUGGCGUGGUGUCACGAGGAGCGGCUAUGGCUGCCCAAUCAUCUAUGACCUACCUUAGACGCCUUCGUAGGGGGCCGGGGCCUUCAUCGGAGCCGACGUCGGGGCCGGAGGGUGCAGACUCCUCUGCGCCAUAGGCUUGUAGAUGUAUUUACCUUUGUUAUUUGUAUGGAACAUUUGAUGAUGAUCAUAUGAUGACAUGGAUUUUUUAUUCCAUGAGUUUUGUAAUAUUGUAUACAUUUGACAAUAUUUAUAUAUCUAUGUUUGUUA
Molecule: messenger RNA, 1081 nt
Organism: Cryptomeria japonica (Japanese cedar)
Lineage: Eukaryota; Viridiplantae; Streptophyta; Pinopsida; Cupressales; Cupressaceae
Exons: 2
Coding region: 13-948 (311 amino acids)
Molecular function (GO): protein dimerization activity
Source: RefSeq, a predicted model, not a curated record